AGCGGUCCACUACGCGGUGGGUUUGGUUGGAGCCUCACUCCAAUGUCCCAACACAGCCAGCGGACAUUGGUUGUUUGUUCCCAAGUUUCCUCUUUUCCUAUUAAUUGUGAUGGAAACAACAGCACACUCACACUUAACUGCACUCUAAAAUCCCCCCCCCCCCCCCCCUCUCUCUCUCUCUCUCUCUCCGUGUUUCUGUUUCUGUGUGUGGCAAUGGAAAGUGGACUUCCCAUGCUUAAUUGUCUCUUGCAGCACACGCUGAGGAGCCUCUGUUCAUGUUCAGAUUCUUCUUCCAAUUCCUCCAAGUGGGUUUAUGCUGUCUUCUGGAGAACCUUGCCUCGGAACUAUCCUCCUCCAAAGUGGGAUUAUGGAGGGAGUGCCCUUGAUCGAUCCAAAGGAAACAAAAGGAACUGGAUUCUUGUUUGGGAAGAUGGGUUCUGUGAUUUCUAUGAAUGUGAGCGAGCAGGAAGUGGGUACAUUAAGGGGAGGUUUGGAGCUGACAUCUUCUUCAAAAUGUCACAUGAAGUAUAUAAUUACGGAGAAGGAUUGCUUGGGAAAGUUGCAGCAGAUAAUAGUCACAGAUGGAUUUUCAGAGAUACCCCAAAUGAAGGUGAUCCUAACUUCAUUUCCUCUUGGAAUGCAUCCACCGAACCACAACCAAGGGCAUGGGAGUUUCAAUUCCAAUCAGGCAUACAGACAAUUGCCAUCAUUUCUGUUAGAGAAGGCAUAAUUCAACUCGGCUCAUUCGACAAGGUAUUGGAGGAUCUCAAUUUGGUGAUCAGUAUACAGAGGAAAUUCAGCUACCUUCAGAGCAUACCAGGGGUUUUUGCCAUGCAAAGACCGUACCUACCAAUCCAACAUUCCUACAUCUUCAAACCAAAUCCUCAGAUGAUUGGAACUGAAGAUCAAACAGCUUUAUCAGUCUACGAAAAGCGCCAACUGACCGGUGUGAAAAGAUUGUUCAGUGAAGUUCCUGAUGAUUCCCAAAUCAAGUCCAUAAACUUAGGCUGGAACACACCACAAAAUGGAUUAGCAGGAUCACCACCUUGGCCAAUUGCUCCUCUUCUGCCCUCUAUUUCUUGCAGCCUUGGAGCUCUCCUAUCGAAGCUGCCUUCGGUUAAUAUUCCAUCGCAUAAUGCUGCUGAAGCCCCUGACAUGCUUAUGAGCAACAACAGGAACAAUUGUGCAGACCAGAUGCAGAAGGUUAGUGGUGACCUUACGAAAAUAGAGUCAUCCUGUCAUUUAGAUGUAGCUCAUGAAGAAAAGCACAGUUCCGUAAACCCUAAUUUGGGUUUGGAAAAUGGAGGAGGGGUAGACUUAGGAUUCGGACCGGUUCGAAAACAAGAGACUUAAGACUUAGAGUGCUAUAAACUUAAUUAAUUACGAAGCUGG
Molecule: messenger RNA, 1392 nt
Organism: Pyrus x bretschneideri (Chinese white pear)
Lineage: Eukaryota; Viridiplantae; Streptophyta; Magnoliopsida; Rosales; Rosaceae
Exons: 7
Coding region: 43-1353 (436 amino acids)
Source: RefSeq, a predicted model, not a curated record